Messenger RNA from Dichomitus squalens LYAD-421 SS1, 783 nucleotides. RefSeq lists its product as uncharacterized. The record is from RefSeq and is a predicted model, not a curated record. The transcript is spliced from 6 exons. Lineage: Eukaryota; Fungi; Basidiomycota; Agaricomycetes; Polyporales; Polyporaceae. Bases 1 to 783 code for a protein of 260 amino acids.
AUGAUCAAGUUGUCUGCGCGGUCAAGACUAAUCGCGGCUGACUUGUCGGCCGAAGCUAGAAUGUACACGAUGCAUCACUCACGCGCAUUGCCACACCCUCAACGGCCGUCAACCUACCAGAACACAAACAUGAAGGAGGAGCAGGACGGCACCAAGGCCAUCAAGCGAACCAUGGCACACAGCGGAGGAGGAGCGGGGAGGAACAGCUCAUCUGUUACAGACGGGAAUCAUCCAGGACAUGAGCGACACCAGAUGGGACAAGUUCACCUUGGCGACGAGGUCCGCCCUGCGCACCUCCAGCAGACUUUGCUGGGCACGUUCAGACGGUUAGACGAACUAGGUGUGCGGACGGUAGUGGUAUUUUUGUGCAGGAGCACAGUGACCUGCGCGUGUGUACCUUUGAAGCGAACGCUUCGUGAAAGGCUCGCGAGGACUGCUAGAGACCUAUCGAGUCUCAAGAGGCCUGAAAAUGAUGGGAAGAAACAGGCUCAGACGUACAAAAUCGUUGAUAGAAGGAAGAAUGUGGUUGUGUUGUGCGAUUUGACAAGCGGCAUCGUGGGGUCCCCAUGCGAGUCCGGUGAGGUCGAGAACGAGCCGUGCUGUCACCAGAGUCUUGCUCCGUCCAAGAUACGUGAGGUCUAUGAAAUGGAAGGAGACGCAUAUAGGGAUGUUGAGUGGUGGUCACUCAAGCCCCCAAGGCAGCUCUCAUUGGCAAACCCCAUGGCAUCAUCGCCAGUAGCAAUACGAGAGCUGAUCAACGAGCUUGCAUGGGACGGCGGAUGA